Pangasianodon hypophthalmus (striped catfish) is the source of this 5651-nucleotide messenger RNA. RefSeq names its product syntaxin 6 (gene stx6). Bases 180 to 950 code for a protein of 256 amino acids. Gene Ontology annotation, cellular component: synaptic vesicle membrane; endomembrane system; SNARE complex. The transcript has 8 exons. Gene Ontology annotation, biological process: Golgi vesicle transport; vesicle fusion; intracellular protein transport. The record is from RefSeq and is a predicted model, not a curated record. Lineage: Eukaryota; Metazoa; Chordata; Actinopteri; Siluriformes; Pangasiidae. Gene Ontology annotation, molecular function: SNAP receptor activity; SNARE binding.
CGGAUGUAGAAUGUGUGUGCGUAAUGGCGUUGCAGCAGAGUGGGUUUCUGUUUCUCAUGUAAACAACACACUCACACAGCCACCCGCUUGUUCAUGAUACUGACAGGACGCACGAGAAUAACAGCCGAAUUUCAGGGCAUGUCUUUUUCUCAUAGAGGGUCUUUGAUGUGAACAGCGCAAUGUCGAUGGAAGACCCGUUUUUUGUUGUGAAAGGGGAGGUCCAGAAGGCUGUGAACACUGCCCAGGGUCUGUAUCAGAGAUGGACUGAGCUGCUGCAGGAUCCUGGUAGUGCCACUAAGGAGGAGAUCGACUGGACCACCAAUGAGCUGAGGAACAGCUUGAGGUCUAUUGAGUGGGACCUGGAGGACUUGGAUGAGACCAUUAGUAUUGUGGAAGCCAAUCCACGGAAGUUCAAUCUUGAUUCUGUGGAACUGAACAAGCGGAAAGCCUUCAUCACCAGCACAAGGCAGACUGUAAAGGAGAUGAAAGAUCAAAUGGCAAGUCCAAUGGCCAUGUCCCUGUCAGAAAAGAAAAGCAGACAGACUCUGAUGGGAGAUGGAGGGUCUCGUGGACCGAUCUGGCAACCAGGAGGAGAUAAAUACACACGUCUGGACCGAGAACUGCAAUCAGCCAACUCUCAGUUUAUUGAGGAGCAACAAACUCAGCAACAGCUCAUAGCGGAGCAGCAGGACGAGCAGUUGGAGCUGGUGUCAGGGACCAUUGGCGUAUUAAAGAACAUGUCUGAACGGAUUGGACAAGAGCUGGACGAACAGGCAGUAAUGCUGGAUGAUUUUGGUCAUGAGAUGGACAACACCCAGUCCAGGUUAGAUAAUGUGAUGAAGAAGCUGGCUAAAGUUUCACACAUGACUAGUGACCGGCGACAAUGGUGUGCUAUUGGCAUUUUGUUGGCCAUCCUGUUCGUUGUGAUCCUCCUCCUCAUUGUUCUGUGAACAGCACUCCGUUCCCGACCACUACAGCUUUCCUCAUUCCAACCGAAGGAUUGACUAAAACAAAGGUGCUUUAAGGAAAGGAAAUCGCCUUCGUCUCCACUCAUUCAGUCAUACUCUUACCUGCUGAGUAUUGCGCUUUCUUCUGCCACUCCAGAAUGCUACCUGUGUGGUACUUGUUUAGCUGUAAAUAUCCGUUUUUUUGUUUUGUUUUGUUUUGUUUUUAAAAUAAGUGUUUUGGUAACACCUAAGCUCAAGGGGCUUAUAGUUGUGCAGUCUGCAUCACUUACAUUUUCUGUAAGUGUAUUAGUACAAGAGGAAAGCGGAAGUCAAAUGAUAUUUGAAAUUAGUGUCCUGAGUCAGGGUAAAACUCGAUCUUGUUACUUUGAACUUUUUUGUGUCAUUAAUGCUUCAGAGUGAUUUAUUGAAGUAAUAGUGGGCUUAUUUUUCACAUGAAAAUUCUAGGGCUAAUAUUUAAUCUUUAGCUUCCUGUCCUAUUUGUUAACUGGUUUAUAAUGUACACCUACUAUAUAGGUUUUGAGAAUUUUCCAUCACCAAAAUAUCAUCAGCACUGACCCCUUUCUAAUGAUGGACAGAGAAAAGGGGGCUGACAAAGUGUACAUAUCAGCAAUUAUAUACCUACAGAGUGACCUGUAUGGUGGAUCUACCUGAUAAAAUGGCCAGUAAGUGUAGGUACAGCAUAGAUGUAUCUAAUGAUUAACUAAUGAAGUUAAAGCUAUACUGAACACUGGGGUUUCUUGAUUUGGAACCAGAUUUAUUUUUGAAGCGGGUAUUUGAUUAACAGCACUAAUGAUAAGUUAACCACUUCCUAUAAUAUAACUUUCCAAAUUCUUAUGAUUUCUUUUUGUCCUGUCUCAGUUUGUAGUAGAGAAUUUAUUUCAGGCUAAAUGAGACUGACUGAAUGAGCUUGACUGUAACCUAUUUAUGACGUGCUUUGAGCAUGUUUGCUUGUAAGGUCAGUUGUAACUAAUAUAGAACUGGACAAUUAGCAGAAGAUUAGUGGUCCUGCUGCAUAAAGAUCAGUUUGCUUCAAGUGAUGCUGCAGAGAUGUAGCUACCUUGUAAAAGCUAUCUUCUUGCUUUAAAAUCACACCUGCUAGUCACUUACCCCUGGACAGUUUUCAUAUUGCAUGGAUGUGCUUCAGCCAAAGGCACUUAGUCCUAACAGGAGGAACGCUGAAAUUCAUAAAAAAUAUAAUAAUAAAAUAAAUAAAUAACGAGUUGAGGCAGUUCAAGACAGUUCAGGAACUAUCAUCACACAUGAAUAACUUUAUGGGUUAAAACACUACUUUAUGUUCAUCACUUUAUGUACCUCAUUUUAGCAUGUGCAGCAAUGCAGCUCUGACAGCGUCAAACGUGAAAAAAGAGUUUGCGGUUAAAACUGAAAUCAGGCGUAAGUCAGCUCAAUUUUUUCUACAUGGAAAGAUGAACUGAAUUUAUUUCUAUUCAUCAAACUGUUCAGCUAAAAAUUUUAAAAAGCAAAUAGCAGUGCUCAUUUCAGUUCUGUUUUUCUGACUUUAUACAAUGUACUCUAAAAACUGAUCGAUGAUAUAAACAUCUCAAAAAUAUACAGGGAUCACUUUUAAGGAGAAAUAAGUGGCUAUUCAUACUACAAAUAAAUGACUAAAAAUACACUGACACUGCGCCUUUUUCCACUGCGCCUUUUUCCACUGCAGCUACCAAACGUUUUACACCAGAAAAAUGAAGCUGUGCAUUUUUUAAAUUUUGUUCAGUAACAAAAUUUCCAGUUUUUUAUUCUUUUUUGAAUGUCUGCUGAGGAUGGGGCUAACAGCAUGUAACACCGUAUACACACACAAACACAGAGUGGCCAUUUUAAACAAUAUGCGUCUUCUAACCUGGCCAGUUUGAGUUGACCACAUGACCAAAGUUAAUUGAAGUAUUUUUUCCAUGUGAAAAAACAGCAGAAACGCACUGUGGGCUGUGAUGAUGUCAUUCCUUUUACCAUCUUCACUGUGAGAAUUCCAGUUCUUUCUUAAGUUGGUGGAAAAUGAACCAGCACCCAGAACGUAAUUUCUCUCAUAGGUCCAGGUUUAAAGUCGAUCCUAAAGCAUAGCGUGGUAUAGAAUUUCAGUUUCUUCAGACAUUUUUUAAGGUACGUUUGUAAAUAGUAAUGCAUAACCUGAUCAUAGAUCAAACCUUUGGUACACAGGGUGGUGUAUUUCACCAUCACCAGCCAAUCGGGAACACAUUCUGACAUAAAGAGAAAAAAACUACAUCUAUGAUUGAGAUGCAGUAUUAACGUUUAUUUCAGACAAGGUUUAUCUCUUGAGCUAGUAAGUUUAAAAACAAAAAAAUUCAGAUAGACUGUGCUUUAGAAUAAAGUGGUGACUCAAAUAAGCUGUCAAUCCAUUUGCAUUUGAAUGCUCUAAAUGACGAAAUAAAUUUAUAAAGUAUGUCACAUUAACUGUAAAUUGUUUGAAAUAUUUCAAAAUUUAAAUUUGACCUAUGACAUUUUGCACUAGCUGAGUAAAUGUUGGUAAUGCUUGUUAUGCUGCUGAUUUUUUUUAUGGUUUAUCCUGCGAUUGCUUAGGUUUAUAUAUACCGAUACAGUGUAUUUUAGUGAAUUGGUUAUGUACGGUGAUCAUAGACCACAAGAAUACUUCCCACAUAAAGAAAUGAUAUUACUCGCAGAAUAAAAAGAAAAGGCACAUUAUUAGUUGUAACACUUUUAACAUGGUGCACUGUGAACAGAAUCAAAGAGUAGUGUUGUUUAUGGCAGAUGUAGCCCCUACAAGGAUAUUGGUGUACAUUACAGAAAGUUAUAAAUAAGGCUAUGUUAAAACUGUGCUACUUGGGGCAAUUUUUAGCAGUAGUGGCCAUUUGCAUUCACAAUAGGCUGCAAUAGAGCUUACAAUCUACUGGUGCAACUGGCUGCAGAACCCAAAGUUCCACUGGCUCCUGGUUGGGCCAGGUCUUGUUUCCCUAAAUAUGCAGUGGAAAAACACGCAUCGUUGUGUAUUUUGGAAAGUCAUUUCUCCAGUGUUUGCUGAAAAUGUGAAGGCCCGUUCCUUUUCCAUUCUUGAGAUUGACGCCAUAUGAUCAGUGAUGCAAUGAGGCUGUGCUAUGACUGCGUUAAAGCUGUCAAAUGAAACAGGAAAAGCUUCUUAAGGCUCCUUAAAGAAGACAUAUAUAUAAUUCGUAGUAUGGCCUGAAUAGAUAAUAGUGACCUUUUUGGCAUGUUUUAUUUGCUAGAUUUCAACUUGCACAAUACCAUAUCAAAGUAUCGACCAAAAGCCGCUGUGAAGUUCAGAACACUACAUAGCUAGUGCCUUAGUAUCUCAUACAGAAGGGAGGGCAAAAAGGAUUUGUUUUUAUCUAAGCAUUAUCUACCAUUUCAAAAGGAUAUUCUAAUGUGGGAUUCCUCCCUAUACUCUAGUUUGCUGAAUCUGAAUCAGAGAAAUUGGUUCAUUUGCUAUUAGGUUUGGUUUAGUUUUACACUGUACAUAAUUAAAUGAACCAAAAGCAACAAAAACUACUUUAGCUGAGGGGUGUAUACUUCUGAAAGUUAAUUAUCAGAAAUACAGAAUAAAGCAAACCUUUGCUGAGUAUGUGUAGAAAUCACAAAAAUCACCUGAGCAUGGAGAACACCAUGCUAGUACUAAAUAGGUCAUUAGACAAUUAUAUGAAUAACUAUUUCUUUAACUUCUCUUCUUUGUUCGUUGAUUUAGCCAGGUCGAUUCAGAGUCAAACUGCUUUCUCACUGAAAUAGAUCCACACUAGAUCUCACUUGGAACUGCACCAAGACUACCUCCCUCAGACACUCUCGGACCGGUUGUUUUGAUCUGCAACCAAGUAUGAUUACUGUGUUCUCACCUGCCUUAAAAAGCACACAGAGAGGGAGAACACACCAGGGUUCCAUUCAAACAGACUGAAAACUGCAUAUGUGAAUGCACCCUAGAGGAAAAAGGUCAUAUCUAGAAUCCUUAAUGGUUGUUUGGUUCUUAAAGGUUCUAUAUAAAGUUUUAGCAGAGUGUUUACCUAUCAGAAAGGGUUCCAACCCAUUUAGGAUGCUUUGAACGCUAAUCUCUACAAGAAACUAUUUCUAACCCUUUUUCUAAGAGUGUAGGAGGGAAGUUCAUCUGCUGCUGCAUAAGUAUAUGUUAGAUUCAGUAUUGUCACAAAAAAGGUCUCCGCAAUCCAGUUUCAUAUUUUAUCAUUUGUGUAAACAGUGAUGUACAAUACUUUUAUCAUGUUCUUAGUGAAUUGUUGACUUUAUGUUUAUUAUUUGUAUUCACACUCUGACUGCUAUUUUCUUGGUCUCUCCAAUUUUAAGGAAAUUAUGAUGGAAUUUUGAGUAAAAUAAGAAAAAGUCUUAUUUCUGUAGCCCCAAACAAGACCUAGUGACCAUGAAGAGCGAUUAUUAUGCUGUUGUACAAUGUACCACUAAAACAAAAACACCCACUGUAAAGUAAAAAUUGCAUUGCAAUCAUGUCACUGUGGACUGGUGACAGGGUGGAGAGAACAUGGUAGUGAAUGGGCUUUUAUUAAUCCUUAUAGUUUGUCAGAUUUGAUUGUUAGUUUAAUGUUUGUUGACUGUGUGAGAAUGAAAUGAUAUCCUGUUGUUUCCGUUUGACCAUCAACUUCCCUUUAAGAAAUUCUGUCCCAUCAUCCCUGAGUGCAACUGAGUUCCCUAUGAAUCUAUUAAAUGCAGAUUACUGCUGAA